Messenger RNA from Arabidopsis arenosa, 885 nucleotides. The record is from the annotation of a GenBank genome assembly. Lineage: Eukaryota; Viridiplantae; Streptophyta; Magnoliopsida; Brassicales; Brassicaceae.
ACUUGAAGAAAUUUGCCUUGGAUUGCCGUUGAAAUCUAUCCUCAAAUUCAAAACCGUCUCAAAACAAUGGAGAUCUAUCCUGGAAUCGACGAGUUUUGCGGAGAGGCGUAUGAAACUACAAAAGAAGCGGAAAAUCCUGGCGGCCGUAGGAAACCGGACCGAGUAGAAAUUCGAAGGGGACGAAGAGAUGGAGAUGGUUGUGUCAACGUUUUGAACCCUUCCACCGGAAAAUCCCUUAGAUUCCCUUCCGGUCCAGAUCCAGUCACUGCCAACCGCUAUGUUGACGGACAUAGAUACGGUCAUUGGAGCAAAAUUUUCACUGCAUAUUGGGCAAUGGGAUUCGGUAGGGACAAAGUUAAUGGGAUCUAUAAAGUAGUGAGGAUGUUCUUUGAACCUGACCAUUAUUGCGAGAUUCUUGAUGUGAAUAUUGGUGAAUGGCGGAAAUCCAGUCCGCCUCCUUAUUUGGUGGAUGCGAGAAAGAAGUCGGCAUGUGUGAAUGGGUCCAUCUAUUGGUUGCAUGUUCUUACUUUUCAGAUACUAGCUUUGGAUCUUCACACAGAAGAGUUUCGUGAUGUUCCGUUUCAUAAUCUUCCUUCAAGACCGCCUUCACUAGCGAUCACAGAUCAGCUGGUGAACCUUGACGACCGUCUAGCCAUAUCCACAGUCCAUUUUAGGUCUUGGACACUAGCGAUAUGGACCAUGGAUGCAAAAGAAGAAAGAUGGAGCAUGACUUACUCCAUACGUUUAUCCGGUAGAGAUCUUUACCGUCAACCAUCUUCAAUGAAUUUCAGACCAGUGACGGUCACUAAGCAAGGGAAUCUUUUCUUCCAUGACAACGAGAAUAGUAUCUAGACGAGCAUGAGAGAAUUAAUGAGCAAGAGCUUG